AUGCAUUUAGUACUAAAAUACGAAGAUGGUGCUGAAGAAGAUGAAACCGAGGAAAAUGAUGAGGAGGUGCAAACUUACAGGGACCGAGCGGAUCUGCUACGGAUUCUUGAAGAUGAACGAGAAGGAUAUGAAGAAAGUCCUACCCUGGAACAAGAAGGUCCAGGGCCCGAUCCCGCUGAAGAGGAUCCACCUCUAUUGGAAGACCCACAACCUGAGAAGGAACCUGGUGUUCACAGUGUGCAAGCUCGGCGUCAAGAAAUGAGGAAAUUAUUGUGGAAAAAGCAGAGUAUGUGGAUCGACUGCCAAAUAAUAAGUUACCAAAUCCAAAAUCAUCCAUGA
Molecule: messenger RNA, 339 nt
Organism: Parnassius apollo (apollo)
Lineage: Eukaryota; Metazoa; Arthropoda; Insecta; Lepidoptera; Papilionidae
Source: the annotation of a GenBank genome assembly